Gaeumannomyces tritici R3-111a-1 is the source of this 2617-nucleotide messenger RNA. RefSeq names its product lysosomal cobalamin transporter. The transcript has 2 exons. NCBI's taxonomy places the organism in Eukaryota, Fungi, Ascomycota, Sordariomycetes, Magnaporthales, Magnaporthaceae. The coding region runs from base 487 to 2259 and encodes 590 amino acids. Gene Ontology annotation, biological process: protein localization to vacuole. The record is from RefSeq and is a predicted model, not a curated record. Gene Ontology annotation, cellular component: vacuolar membrane.
UCAUCACCCAUAAUACGCAGCACCGCCAACCUCUAGGUUGCCAAAACCCCUUCACGCUGGACUUGCCUGUCCUGCACCUGCAACUUCGUGUUUUCGUCUUCACGGAAGCAGCACAUUGGAGCAAGCGGGUUGAGCUAUUGUUCCUCCGUUCCAGCCAGCAAAGUGCCAAGCACAGCUAGCCGUCCUCCAAACCCGGCUCAAGACCGUAAAUAGCCUGCUGGGAACUAUCGAAGCCCGAGCGCAAACCUACUGUUCAAAAACACAGCCCGCGGGCCGCUUCACCCUUGGUCGAAAAGCUGCUCCUCUUCAACCGCUCCUCGACGCUAGCAUCGAGUGCUUUUGGAACCCUCCAGGCUCGACGACAACCCCGGAGUGGGGCGCCGUCACAAGCCUGCUUGAAACACGAAUUACCUAUCAUACACGCAACUGCUGCCCAGCAAUAAAUCUUGCAGACUAGCAUGCUGCCAGCUCAGCUCUAGUUCCAAGAUGGCUCCCUACCUGCAGACGAGUUUGAUCUGGAUCGCGUACGGCGUGGCCGUCGCCGUGGCCCUCCUGGCCGCCAUUAUCACCACCUUCACCUGGCAGACAGCGCGUGACCGCUCAGCCGUCGUCAAUGUUGUCGCCAUUGUCAGCUUGACAACACUGCUGGCGACGGUCUUGCUCCUCCCCGUCGACAUCGCCCUCGUGUCUUCCACCACCUCGGUCCAUCUCGGUGCGAAGAGGGAUUGGGCAACGCCCGAGCACGUCGCCAAGAUCUUGUACUCUCUCGAGGUCCUAUACUAUACCCUGUAUAGCUUCGACGCGCUCCUAUGCCUCAUCUUCAUCCCUUUCGCGUACUUCUGGUACGAGGAGUCGGACGAGGUUGAUGACGAGGAGGGCAGGAGUGUUGGCAGCAAGCUGUGGGGUGCAUUCAAGUACACCACCAUCUUCAUCAUCCUCGUCGUUAUACUCUUCCUCGUGGGCUUCUUCGUUCCGGCAGCGGGCAACCAGACCGGGGCACAUCUCGACCUCGACUACUUCAAGCGGCUGCUGGCAGCGAACAAAGGCGAGAAGGCGCUGACCUUUGCCGUCGGCCUUCUCGUGUGUCUUGGGACCAUGCUCUAUGUCCUGUACACGGGUUCUGGCCUCGCAUUGCUUCCCAUUUCGUUUAUCAAGUCGGCGCCGUCCAUUUCGGCCCCUCAGCUCUCCGAGACGACGGCAACCGCCCUUGAGAGGAACCGCGAGCGUCAACGACAGCUCGAAUUGCGUAGCUCUGGAAACACCGACGGCGUUUCUUCCAAGGACAGGCGCGAACUCGAAUCUCUGGUCCGGGAGGAGCGCACCCUUGUGCGCCGGGCGCGACUGGCAUCUGAAGCCCAGGGCGAAGGGCGCAGUUUCGUCUACCGCGCUUGGACCAAGAUCUGCGCAGUCCUUCGACCCCUCAAGUUGAUCGGGGGCAUCCUCUUGCUGAUUGUUUCGGUAAUUAUCUGGGUGUCAAUGCUCAUCACCACCAUCGACAAGGCAUCCAACUCGCUCUGCAAGGGCCGCUGCGGGUACAUCCUGGGCCACAUCAAGAUCUUUCAACCCAUCAACUGGGUCUUUGUGCAGUCCGCCAAGGCCUUCCCUGUCGACUACGUCCUCAUGGCUUUCUUCAUUCUGUUUUUCUUCAGCAGUUCCGUCUCGGGCCUGGCGACGGUGGGCAUCCGUUUCCUCUGGGUCCGGCUCUUCCAGAUCCGCAGGGGCCGCACCGCGCCGCAGGCUAUCCUGAUCGCCACCGUAUUGCUGGCCCUCAUCAUUCUGGCAAUCAACUACGCCAUGGCCAUGAUGGUUGCGCCACAAUACUCCAUCUACGGCACCCAAACAUUCUGCCUCAAUGCCCCGCGCCACCACGGUGAGCAGCCAGACUGUACUAACCACCCGGAGAUGGUGGUCCCCUGCUCUGAGGCGUACACGGAGGAUGCGGCCAAGGACGUCUGCACUCCGUCCGUCAUGUCGACUUUCCUGAACAGAGUAACUCUGAACUGGCCCGUCUUUGGGGCCAUAGAUUUCUGGGCGCAGCCGGCCUUCCUGGCCGUCUUCUUGAUCGUCUUCCUCACCUCGCUAUUCCGCACACCCAAGCUCAACAUGAACGAGUUUGACGAGGAGGCAGAGGCAGACGAGGAGGAGGGUCUCCUCGCGAGCACAGGCAGGCGGUUCGGCGCCACGUGGCAGGACAUCACCGGCCGGCCGACCAGCAACAAUGGCGGCAACACAUCGGGUGCUGGCUCGAAUCGCGCUUAAGAAGGGGCAAGUUGUUUCAGGUUGUCUCAUUUGUCUUGCUUUUGAAAUGUUGCAAACGAAGUGGUGACAGUCCACAGAGCAACGGUGUUGGGCAUUAUGCAGGUUUACGGCAACACACUUGGGGUUUCUUAUCUUUGGCACAAGGGAGACGGAUUAUGUCCUGUUUGUUUCCUUUCUCAUUUCGACUAGUCAUAUCCUGAUCCCUUUUGUCUUCAUCACUCGCUUUCUGUUGGUUGGGGAGGGUUAUCCGGCUAUCACGAGGUACUUUACACAUGCUAGCAGUGGUUUGAGAGAGAAUAACAGAGAUUUCUUUCUAAAAUGGCUCUCGGGGACUGCAUUCACGACGUUUUGAUGACGA